This is a messenger RNA of Bursaphelenchus okinawaensis, 1498 nucleotides long. The record is from the annotation of a GenBank genome assembly. NCBI's taxonomy places the organism in Eukaryota, Metazoa, Nematoda, Chromadorea, Rhabditida, Aphelenchoididae.
AUGAUAAUCAAAGAAUAGUAAGUUACUUUUACUUUUUUAUUGUUAUACGUUUAGUCGGGUGGUAUUGCCCAUGUCAGUGGAAGAAUACCAAGUAGGACAGUUGUUUUCUGUGGCUGAAGCAUCGAGGAACGAAACUGGGGGUGGUGAAGGUGUAGAGAUUCUCAAGAACGAACCUUUUGCCAAUUUUCCGUUGUUUGAUGGUAAAUACGACAAUGGACAAUAUACCCACAAAAUUUACCAUUUACAAUCGUAAGUCCUUGAUUUUUAAAGGUUUUUAGGUUGGUUUUGUGUAUUUUUUAUUAGGCAUAGUUAAAGAGUUCUUUUAUUGUAUUUUUAGGUACAAUUUAGGUUUUUAGGUACCUUUUAGCUAAAACGUUUUAUUGGCUUAUAAUAAUACUUUUAGGAAAGUACCGUCGUUUUUGAGGAAGAUUGCUCCAAAAGGAUCUCUGGCCAUUCACGAAAAAGCAUGGAACGCUUAUCCAUAUUGUAGAACAGAACUUAGUGUGAGUUAAAAUGUUUUGUGUUUUUUGACGGAUUAUACCCACAACUACAAGUAUUUUAAAGGCUGAUUUGUGAAUUAUUAUUUUUUCAGAAUCCGGAUUACAUGGGAGACAAUUUCUUUGUUCGAAUAGAGACUAUCCAUCUUAACGACCGAGGGCAGAACGCAAAUGUAAGUUGCUAAAAUUUAAAAUUUUUCAUGAGUUUAGUUUAAUUGGCAUGCAUAUUGAUACCAUUCAGAGAUAUCAUUUUUGUGUAAUGAACCAUAGUGUAAACUUAAAACCGCAGCACAAUAACUAUUUACCUAAAUCUAUGCCUUUAGGCUCAUCAACUGAAACCGGAAGUUUUGGCGAAGAGAGACCUUGUAGAUAUUAACAUUGCCAAUGACCAUGAAUUCUUGGCUACAGCUGAUGUGAAACCAGAAACCUCGCCGUCCAAGUUUUUGUCCGAGAAGACUGGUCGAGGAAAGUUGGAUGUGAACAGCUGGAGACAGACCGUGCAACCAGUUAUGUGUGCUUACAAAUUGGUCACGGUACACUUCAAGUGGUUCGGUCUUCAGAAUAUUGUCGAAAAUUUUGCUCACAAAGUAAGUCAUUUCUUAAUGAAACGUUUGACAAUAUUAUCUUUAUUAUUUUUGUAAGGACUAUAUGAGUAUAACGAGAUUUUUAUGGAAUUCGGUUAUUUUCUGUUAGAAAAUAUUCAUAAUUUUGUUUCAGCAAUAUCCUCGACUGUUUUCAAAGUUCCAUCGUGAAGUAUUCUGCUGGAUUGACCGAUGGUACGGCUUGACGAUGGCAGAUAUUCGAGAAUUAGAGAUGCUGGCCCAAAAAGAGUUAGACGAAGUAAGUGAGAUUUCGCGUGGGUUUGUUAAUGAAAUUGCUUUAGUAUUAGUGCAAAUGAUAUAUUUUUUGUUAAUUUUUCUACAUUACCAGUAUUAUUUACAUUGUUUUAAUUUAAGGCACGCAAAACGGGUCAAGUGCGUGGAAUGACGGUAUCAUCGUGA